AGAUGAAUGAAGAAAUGACGGAUGAAUGUUUCUCGGCUGUUUCUGUUGAUGACUUUAUUUAUGUUUUGAUGGAAAACAAGGCUGUUUACAGGCUCAAUUAUCUUGAUGAAGAUGCCACCUGGGAGAAAAUGGCUGAUAUGCUUGAAGAUCAUGGCCAGUAUCCACCAGCUGUUGUUUUGAAUAACAACAUCCAUGUUAUCGGGAGUUUUGAUGUAUAUUUAUAUAAUGAUAUUGAUGCUGUUGAGAAGUAUGAUCCCGAUUCAAACAUAUGGACAAGACUAAACAAUAUGCCACAACCGUUGGAUGGACCAGGAUUAACAGUUUUUCAAAAUAAGAUUUAUUGUUUUGGUGGCCACUCCUCUGGACAGUUACUAAAUAUAGUCAAUCAGUUUGAUGCUGAAGCGGAUGUUUGGAAAAUAGUCGGUCAUAUGCCUGAGAAAAUGUCCAAGGUUGCAGUUGUCACAGUUGAUGAAAGUAUUUAUAUUCUUGGUGGCCUUGUUGAAGAAGAUUGCUUCCAAUUCAUCAAAGCAGUUUGGCGAUUUGAUCCAAUAAGUAAUCACUGGCAAUCUCUAAAUCCAAUGCUUGCUGCUAGAUGUUGGUUUCAUGCCCAUGCAAUUGAGGGUUUUAUUUAUGCUGCUGAAGCGAGAUAUGACUAA
Styela clava is the source of this 656-nucleotide messenger RNA. RefSeq names its product kelch-like protein 24. The record is from RefSeq and is a predicted model, not a curated record. Lineage: Eukaryota; Metazoa; Chordata; Ascidiacea; Stolidobranchia; Styelidae. Gene Ontology annotation, molecular function: protein binding.